CACUUAGAGAUUGCCUGUGUGACGCUGCUCGAGUGCUCUCUGAUUGUGUACCAGGAAGGAAGCAGGUGUGAAAGUAAAGAGCUUGAUGUUGAAAUAAGGAACCUGAUAGAGAAGAGUAAUGCUUACCAGACAUGUGAGGAUCCCAGUCCUAUUGCCCAAGAGAGUCCGAACUCUCAGAGAACUUCGUGUUCCCUUAAGACCCGCAGUGAAACAAAUGCUCAAGGCCGUUCUGGAUGUGCGUGGGCAGUUGUGAGUGACAUGGAAGCCCCAGCAGACCCACUAGAAUCAAGGCACGUAUUACUGACCAAAAAGAAGACAAUAUCAGCCAUUCCUCUGGAACAACAGAUCCUCUCACUGGAAAAGCAGAAACGAGAGCUUCUGGAGGUGAACAAGCAAUGGGAUCAUCAAUUUAGAAGUAUGAAACAGCUUUAUGAAAAACAGCUGGCAGAAAUGAAAGCAAAACUGGACGUGUCAGAGAGGAGAGUCAGUGAGCUGGAGGGAGAGAGACAUCGUCUACAUCCAGAAGAUGAGAGGUUGCGAGCCCUGGGCAGAGAGAGGCCGUUGCAGGAAACGAAAGAAACAAAGGUUCUUAGUGAAGCUCUCCAUGAAAUGAAGGAAGAGAACAAGCUCCUGAAGCACAAGAAUGCCUCAAUGAUCAGAAAGAAAGAACACUAUGAGUGUGAAAUAAGUCGUCUCAAUAAGGCCCUUCUGGAUGUGUUGAAAAAACAGCGCUCACCUGUUCUUGGGACUCCUUCAGAGAACGGUGACAGGAACAGCGUUGAGGACAUGAGAACCCAACUUGACGUUCUCAGACAGCAGGUACAAAUAUAUGAAGAAGACUUCAGAAAGGAGAGAUCUGACAGAGAAAGACUUAAUGAGGAGAAAGAAGCAUUGCAGAAAAUUAAUGAGAGAUUACAAUCUCAACUGAAGAAACUAAACUCUCAGGUAUGAGUCAAAAGAAAGUUACCAUUGCCAGCACAUCCAGACUAUCAGUGGUAUGUUCCUGACCAGUUUCCGCCAGAUGUGCAGCACAAGGCAAAUGAUUCAUCCUCGGAGAAGGGAGCCCAUCGCUGA
Molecule: messenger RNA, 1074 nt
Organism: Balearica regulorum gibbericeps (East African grey crowned-crane)
Lineage: Eukaryota; Metazoa; Chordata; Aves; Gruiformes; Gruidae
Source: RefSeq, a predicted model, not a curated record